Messenger RNA from Oxyura jamaicensis (ruddy duck), 3273 nucleotides. RefSeq names its product probable G-protein coupled receptor 83. Gene Ontology annotation, cellular component: membrane. The transcript has 6 exons. Lineage: Eukaryota; Metazoa; Chordata; Aves; Anseriformes; Anatidae. Gene Ontology annotation, molecular function: neuropeptide Y receptor activity. Bases 1559 to 2800 code for a protein of 413 amino acids. The record is from RefSeq and is a predicted model, not a curated record. Gene Ontology annotation, biological process: neuropeptide signaling pathway.
UAGUCCUGGACACUCUCGUUUCUGCUGUGAGCAUCAAGUCCUUUCUGAGUUGUGCCAAGCUCCUAGUCUCAGAGAUGUGUCGCUGCAAUGACUCCCCUCUGCCAGCCAUCUUCUUCAAACAGGAUGAAUGAUCCCUUUCCUCACUUGCAGCUCUCAUUUCAGCUUCAUAGCAGCACCCCAGCACCAGGUCUUGUGAGAAAGUCAGAUUAGGACCUGCUCUAGGGUUGGGCAGAUUCUGAAACAGAGAAUAAUGAGGUCAGGUAUGGAGACUGUGAUUUUCUGCCUGUUGCAUUAGAGCUGCUUUGCUCUAGCAGAGUCCACGAGCAUUUGUCAUGCUUCCUGUCCUUUCAGGGUUAUUUCAUGCAUAAAUUUGCCAAGGAAAAUGCCACUGCCUGUAUUCAAAAUUUCUUCUUCUCUUUGUCUCCUGAAUAAUUCCACCCUCCUCCCACCCCAAGUUGUUUCACAUCCACUGCUUUUGAGUGCCAUCCUCUCGUAGGUCCUCCGUAUUCCCAACACUCACCAGCAUAAGCAGACAAGCCAAAGGAGAAGUUAUUAUGGGAAUGUAUGGGUAUGAACACACAUGCAGCCCCCUGCAGCUUACUUCUGUAAGAAAACUGUUGAUCCCUGAUUCUUGCUCGGUGGUAUUUGCAGCCAAGGUCCGGAGGCAUGAGCAGGCGGUGUGUUAGAGCUCAGGAUCUGCUGAAAGCCUGCUUCAGGCCCACCACCUGCUACGCAGUGAGUUCGCUGCCCUCGGCAGCCUGGCAGUUUGCUGUGUGGGGAGGUAUUUCAGGGAGCUUUUAGAGAUCUGAAAGCACUGAUUAUUAAUCCUGCACUCCAUAUGAGGUCCAUUGAUUUGUGCACACAGUCGUGGAGCUUGACGGGAAUUGCAUGUACCAAACAAACUGGCUCUCCUCUCUGAGAACCUGAAAGAGUUUCUAAACAACUUUCUCCUCCUGUAUGCAGCAUACCCAGAAAUACUGGUGUGUGUGCUUCGUAAGUUCCACCCCACGGCAACAGAUCAAUGCAAUCUAAAAUCAUCAGAAACGUAAAAACAGUAAAAGGAGGCCUGAAGAAAAGAACCAGGUGUUUUGAAGUAGAGGAUGAAAGAACCAACUGAGCAGCCUUCUCUGAAAGUUGGAGGAAAAGUGGACUCAGCUGAGAACAAAUUAAAACAAGCUGACAUGGAAUUAAAGCAACUUCAAGCUCCAUCUGAGGUUUUCCUACAUUUUCUUCAUGUAAUAACUAAUUAUUCUUUUCAGCCAACCUGUGGAGCUAUUACUGUUCUUGAUACAUGAAGGGGUUGAGGGUAUGCAGCGCCAAACCAGCCCCUUUCCAGUGUGCCUGUUGAAAAUGCUCCCCAGUGCUGCCUCUGCCUCAAGGAACCCAUCACACCUUAGAGACUCCCUUUGGCUUUGCACUUAGAGAUGUUGUUCAUAACGCCAGCUGCAUCUUCAUCAGCUUCCUAGAGAACCGAGCAGUUGAAGCUGAAUAAUCACUUGCUAUGUCAGCUAGAGCUGUGGUCCCAGCUGCCCUGAGUGAUCAGUCUGGCUAACCCGCCAUGCCUCGCUCCCUGCUUCGGUCGUACAGGCCACAGAUGAGGGGUUUUCUUGAGGAGUUUGACCACUACUCUUCCUUGGUCAAGCUCAUGUCAAUCUACCAAGCAACUAACAGGACUGCCUUCAAUUGGACAGACAGCCGCAUUGUGGAGUGGGAGAAAUUUGCUGAGCUGGCUAAAUAUGAGCCAGAGUCCCAGAAGCCAACAGUGAAGGCUCUCCUCAUCGUGGCGUACUCGGUGAUAAUCAUCAUGUCUCUCUUUGGGAACAUGCUGGUGUGCCACGUGGUGCUGAAGAACAAGAGGAUGCACUCAGCCACCAGCCUUUUCAUCGUCAACCUUGCGGUCUCUGACAUUAUGAUCACGCUGCUCAACACACCUUUUACCUUGGUUCGGUUUGUGAACAGCACGUGGAUCUUUGGGAAGGCCAUGUGCCACAUCAGCCGCUUCGUGCAGUACUGCUCGCUCCACGUUUCCACGCUGACUCUAACAGCCAUCGCCCUGGACAGGCACCAGGUCAUUCUGAACCCACUAAAGCAAAGGAUGUCACUAACAAAAGGAGCGCUGAGCAUUUCUGUUAUCUGGCUGAUGGCAACCUGUUUCUCCCUGCCACAUGCCAUCUAUCAAAAGCUUUUCCAGUAUAACUACAGGGAAGCCACUGUCCGGAGCUUGUGCGUCCCCGAUUUUCCUGAGCCUGCAGAACUGGUCUGGAAGUAUCUGGACCUGUCUACCUUUCUCCUCCUCUACCUCCUGCCCCUGCUCAUCAUCACUGUCACCUACACACGCCUGGCUAAGAAGCUGUGGCUCCGCAAUGCCAUUGGAGACAUCACCACGCAGCAGUAUAUCACCCACCACAAGAACAAGAAGAAGAGCAUCAAGAUGCUGGUGCUGGUGGUGGUGGUCUUCGCCGUCUGCUGGUUCCCUCUCAACUGCUACGUGGUGCUCAUCUCCAGCCUAGGCAUCAAGACGAAGAACUCCCUCUAUUUUGCCCUGCACUGGUUUGCCAUGAGCAGCACCUGCUACAAUCCUUUCAUCUACUGCUGGCUGAACGAGAGCUUCCGCUCGGAGCUCAAGUCCUUGCUCUGCAUGUGCCAGAAGGUGCCUCCGCCUCGGGACAAUGUGCUGCUGCCGCCUGUUAUCACGUCCUGCCGGGAGGCAUGGAUGGAGCAGGCCAGGUGCAGGAAGGGACCUUCCUCCCAGACCAUUUGCUCCACUGUCAACGUCCAGACAGCCAACACCGAUCUGUGAGCCGAAGGGCAGAGAUAACCAUCUAGAAUACUGCUGAAGCCUCCCAUGGAAGCAGCUCGAGAAAGGAUGCUGACAGCUCCUGUGGUCUCCUGAAAAGAGAUUUUCUUCCUUCUCCUGCUGCUGUGACUGUGCGUGGUGUUUUCAGGUUAUCUGCUAACUCGAGGCACGUGGCGGGGUGGAGCUGCUGUCACAGCAAACAUCCACUGCUCCUCAGCCUGCCUGAAAUACAUCUUCAUUGUUACUUCAGGACUUGUGUUUGAUUAACCAGCUCUGGUUGCUGCCCGUUGCAGAGAACGUGUAGUAAAACGGGAGCGAGGCAGCCCUGUGCCCCCGCCUGCCUGCUGGCCUCUGCCACCAAACCCUCUCACGAGCCGAGCAGCUCCACUGGGAUGGGCACGUUUCCUCCUGAUGUUCCCCGGUUUUGCUUUUGGAAAUGGGGGUGGAUAGGGAUUUUGAAAUAAACGAGUGCUUAU